AUGGCCGUCCCCGUGUUCCUCCUCUACAUCCUCGCCGCGCCGACGGCGCUGUGGCUCGCGGCCUACUUUUUGCCGCUGCUCUACAUUCGCCUGCGCGGCGUGCAGGACCUCAAGAAGAAGUACGGCGCGACGUGGGCCGUGGUGACGGGCGGGUCCACGGGCAUCGGCCGCGCCAUCUGCGAGGAGCUCGCGAAGCAGGGGCUCAACGUCGUCGUCGCGGCGCUGCCCGACAAGUUCCUCGAGCCCGCCGUCGCGGAGCUGAGCGCCGCGUACAAGGGGCAGGAGUUCGUCGCCGUGGGCGUGAGCUUCGCGCCCGGCGCCGACUACCUGGAGAAGAUUAAGGCCGCGACGGCGGACAAGGACGUGCAGAUCGUCUUCAACAACGCGGGCUUCAUCGUCACGGGCUUCUUCGACACGCAGCCGCUCGGCAAGCACCUCGUGAACAUGGAGUGCAACGCGACGGCGGCCGUGGCCAUCACGCACCACUUCGCCGCGGCCAUGAUGCGCAAGGGCCUGAAGGGCUGCAUCGUCUUCACGAGCAGCGCGUCCGCGUACAUCCCGAACCCGUUCGCGAUCAUCUACGGCGCGACCAAGGCCUUCAUGUCCCAGUUCGCGGCGUCCAUCGCCGUGGAGCUGCAGUGCAAGGGCAUCGACGUGUGCGUGAUCCACCCGUCGCCCGUCGCGUCCAACUUCUACAACAAGGUCGAGCACAAGAUCGACUCCAUGGAGUCGUUCAAGAAGCUCGCCGUGGACCCGUCGGAGCUGCCCCGCGAGAUCUUCGCGUCCAUCGGCCGCUGCGUGCUCCGCGACGUCGGCAACACGGCCGUGGGCAUGCGCCUGGGCGUCGCGCUCCUCCCCUACAGCGCGCUCGCCCACAUCAUCGCCCUCGUCGCGCCGUUCCUCCCCGACUACGUCGAGAACGACAAGAAGCGCGGCCAGGUCUGA
Aureococcus anophagefferens is the source of this 945-nucleotide messenger RNA. RefSeq lists its product as hypothetical. The transcript has a single exon. The record is from RefSeq and is a predicted model, not a curated record. Lineage: Eukaryota; Pelagophyceae; Pelagomonadales; Pelagomonadaceae. The coding region runs from base 1 to 945 and encodes 314 amino acids. Gene Ontology annotation, molecular function: oxidoreductase activity.